UUUCUCCCCCCCUUCCCCCACCAUAAAUCCUUACUAUUACCCCCUUCCCACUAUAAAUCCUUACUAUCACCCCCUUCCCACUAUAAAUCCUUACUAUUACCCCCUUCCCACUAUAAAUCCUUACUAUUACCCCCUUUCUCCCCCCCUUCCCCCACCAUAAAUCCUUACUAUUACCCCCUUCCCACUAUAAAUCCUUACUAUCACCCCCUUCCCACUAUAAAUCCUUACUAUUACCCCCUUCCCACUAUAAAUCCUUACUAUCACCCCCUUCCCCACUAUAAAUCCUUACUAUUACCCCCUCCCCACUAUAAAUCCUUAAUAUUACCCCCUCCCACUAUAAAUCCUUACUAUUACCCCCUUCCCCCCUCCCACUAUAAAAGUCCAGAGCACAGAAAAUUAUUCACAUUCCAAUGUUAUAUUUAG
This is a messenger RNA of Lottia gigantea (owl limpet), 423 nucleotides long. RefSeq lists its product as hypothetical. The record is from RefSeq and is a predicted model, not a curated record. The annotation marks the transcript as partial. The transcript has a single exon. NCBI's taxonomy places the organism in Eukaryota, Metazoa, Mollusca, Gastropoda, Lottiidae.